AGAAACAAAUGGGCCACAGACUAUUGUUAGUUUGGGUAAUUUCAUGGGAUUUAUUGACAGCCUUUUCCCUUAAAACUAGAUUUUAAGAUGGGGCCUCAAUAUUGGGUAAUAAGGCAGGUGUUAUGGCCCCUAUGGGCCCUAUUAUUUCAGUUCAUAAUGUGCUGAAGUAGUGCAUACAGUAUUAACAGACAUCUGCAAUUAAUGAAAUUACCCAAAAGGAGUCUGGGCGGAAAAUGUACAUCAGUGUUUGUUUUGAUCAUCUGGAAUAACUAAAAACUCAUUUAACAUGUUCACUCCACUGCACAAAUGUUAUACAGUCGCGUACCUUCGUGCGUAAAGUGGUUCGCUCCACUUGCAGCCUGUUGUCUAUAAGCUCCUGCAAAGCUCUUUAAGUCCCUCAGUUUUAUAUCUGACUCACAGCAAAGAUGAGCCACGGAGACCGCUACACCUCGUCAUCCUACCGGAAGAUUUUCGGGGAUUCUCCCAGGUUUUCCAUCUCCUCCUCCCGCAUGAGCAGCGCCUCUCCUCGGGGCUCCCCGGGGCUCCGGUCCAUGGCUGCGUCCCGCAACAGCGCGUCCGCCCUGAGCAUGUACAGACGGGUCGGCCGGCCCUCCGCCUCUUUCUCUCCGGUGCGCGCCGACUCCCUCGACUUGACCCAGACCUCCGUGGUCAACAAUGAAUUAAAAGUCAUUAGAACUAACGAGAAGGAGCAGCUGCAGGGUCUGAAUGACCGCUUCGCCAUGUUCAUUGAUAAAGUCCGGCACCUGGAGCAGCAGAAUAAAGUGCUGGAGAUAGAGCUGGUGGCACUGCGGCAGAAGCAGUCCGAGCCGUCCCGCAUCGCACACCUCUACCAGCAGGAGAUGAGGGACCUGCGGUCCCAGGUGGAGGAGCUGAGCAGGGACAAGAACCAUAUCCUGAUCGAGAGGAACAACAUGGAGGACGAGCUGCAGAAGCUCAGUGCGAAGUAUGAUGAGGAGGCGAGGGCACGGGAGGAAGCUGAGCAGACCUUGAGGUCCUUCAGGAAGGACGUGGAUGACGCCGCAGCCGUUCGCCUGGACCUGGAGCGCCGUGUGGAGUUGCUGAUGGACGAAAUCUCCUUCCUGAGGAAAGUGCACGAUGAGGAAAUCCAGGAGCUGAGCAGCAUGAUGGAGGCGCAGCAGGUCUCCGUGGAGCUCGAGCUCGCCAAGCCGGACCUCACCUCGGCUCUGAAGGAGAUCCGCAACCAGUACGAGUCCAUCGCCUCCAAAAACCUGCAGUCGGCCGAGGAGUGGUACAAGAGCAAGUUUGCCAGCCUCAGUGAGCAGGCCACCAGGAGCAACGAGGCCAUGAGGGCCAGCAGGGAGGAGAUCAAUGAGUUCAGGAGGCAGCUGCAGUCCAAGACCAUUGAGAUAGAGACCCUGAGGGGCGCCAAUGAGUCUCUGGAGAGGCAGAUCACAGAGAUGGAGGAUGCACACAACGCUGAAGUCACAGCUAUGCAGGACACUAUUGGCCACUUGGAUACUGAGCUGAGGAACAUGAAGGGUGAGAUGGCCCAGCACCUGAGAGAGUAUCAGGACCUGCUCAAUGUCAAGAUGGCCCUGGACAUAGAGAUAGCCGCCUACAGGAAACUGCUGGAGGGGGAGGAGACUCACUUUAACUCAGGGAUGUCGUUUGGUGCUGCCAGCUACAGCUACCAGGCUCGAGCCUCAGCCGGCGCCUCCAAGAGCAGCCAGAAGGAGAAAGAAGGGGCCACGAAGGAAAGCUUCAAGGAGAGCAGUGAGGAUAAAGAUGAGGCAGACAUUAACUCCAACAACUGA
Molecule: messenger RNA, 1796 nt
Organism: Siniperca chuatsi (mandarin fish)
Lineage: Eukaryota; Metazoa; Chordata; Actinopteri; Centrarchiformes; Sinipercidae
Product: alpha-internexin-like
Exons: 5
Coding region: 426-1796 (456 amino acids)
Biological process (GO): intermediate filament organization
Cellular component (GO): postsynaptic intermediate filament cytoskeleton; intermediate filament; cytoplasm
Molecular function (GO): structural constituent of postsynaptic intermediate filament cytoskeleton
Source: RefSeq, a predicted model, not a curated record